Naegleria lovaniensis is the source of this 2184-nucleotide messenger RNA. RefSeq lists its product as uncharacterized. The coding region runs from base 1 to 2184 and encodes 727 amino acids. The record is from RefSeq and is a predicted model, not a curated record. The transcript has a single exon. Lineage: Eukaryota; Heterolobosea; Eutetramitea; Acrasida; Naegleriidae.
AUGAACACUCCGAAUUCUACAACAACGGUUGUGCAUGACCUUAUUUUUGACCAACUCGAAGAUCUUGGCAAUGAUACGUUCUCAGAGUUUGAUCCGGUUGGCUUUCAUGUUGGAUCCUAUGGUAGCACCAAUUCAAGUUCUUCAUUUUCAUCGUGUCCUCCGAGUCCCUAUCAACAUUAUCAUUCCGCAAGUUCGGAUCAUUUGAGCGAGAAUGGAAGUGUGGAUCAUGAUUAUUCGUUUAAUUCCAUGAUGGACGGUAGUAUGAUGUCGUAUCAUCAUGCUCCUCCUUCUCCUUCAAAUUAUUCAAACGAUGAUGAUGGAAUGGAAAUGAUGAUGAAUCAUCAUGAAUUUUAUUCUCAACAACAUCAGCCAUCUUCCAACCACCACCAUCAUUAUACUUCAACACAUCAACAACAAUAUCACCAUCAAACACAUCAUCACUCACCAUAUCCAACUCCUAAUUCAAGUUUUGAUGAAUACUAUCCCGAUGAUGGUAUGUCAGGUCACUACUCGACACAUCAUUCCACGACUCACUCAACAACAACACAUCCUCAUCAAAUCAAGGAAAGUGUAUCCAUGCCCAAUAUGAGCUCAACAACAAGAACUUUGCAUUCACAACAACCUCCACCUUCCAUCCAUGGGGAUUUAAUUGUUAAGGAUUUAUUUGUACAGGAUCAUACAGGAAAGAAUAUUGAUUCCAGUGCAUUGAGUAAUUGUGUGCUGAAAUGCCACCACCAAUUUUUUGGAAUUGUUUUUGACGAUAGCUUUCAUGGUCCUUCUAUUUCACAGUUUUAUCCAACAGAUAUUGUGACAGUGGUGAGACAGAGUGACCGUAUUGGAGUUUAUGUUCAAUUUAGAAGAUUUUUGACAUGUAAAACAGUUUGUACAGAAACAUUAGCAAUGAGAUAUCCUACAAUGAACGAACAUUGGAGCAAGUAUGCAGAUGAACAAUCUUGGUCCGAUCCAAGAUCACACUUUUACAAGGAUUCUCCACUCAGUACAUGUCUCUACACCAUGAUUGAGUUUUAUAAUGAGCAACAAAUUCAAUAUCUUUUUGCCUAUCUCGAGAACAAUAUUCGAUUAUUGGAGUGCCUGAAAAUGAUCUAUCCUCAAUGGAUGUUUUGUGCACACUUUUGUACCUCCAAUGAUGUUCAACUAAUUUAUUUGGCAGUUCAAAAUAAGCAAUUCUCUAAGGAGGUCGACCAGUAUGUGAGUGUGAGAGCUAGUGCUGAUACCGAUUCUAUCGACAUGUCACCAAGUGCUUCAAUGGAUCUCGAAAGCAUGAAGGAAGAAAUGGCCAACAGUAAACGACUCGUACCAAUGUCAAGAACAGGAUUUGUACCUAAAUGGGCCAAGAAGGCCAAUUCCACCGUACAAGUUGGAGUUUUGACCACAUUGAAACAGUAUCACUUUAAGAACAGAGAUGGAGCAUCCUCACGAAACAAGGCAUCGAUCAUUGACUUUAAGAAAAUUGAACUCAUUGUUCCGCCUAAUUUCUAUAGUAUUGCUUUGGAAGUGAGGAAUUUCUGUGAAGAGUUAUUGAUUAGUGGUCGAUUGUUACCUUAUCAAUUGAGUGUGGGUUUGUGUAAUACACUUGCCAUUGCUCAAACGGAACAUGCCAAAAUGAGAGCCAAGCAAGUCAUUAAGGCACUCUCGAAACAUCCAACUGUGCAACUUAGGAACAUGUCAGCCGUUGCACGAUACAUCAUUUCAAGUAAUUUAGAGCAACCACAACCACGAUCCAAUCCAACUGUUGUGGAUGGAAGCGCAUCGAUGAGUGGUGGUGCGCGCUCCUCCAAUAAUGCCACUGUUGGUUCUCAGCAACCCAAACCACGCAGAACUGUGAGUAUGGCUCUUGACACGAGUCGAUUAGUUGGCAGCAAUGGCAGUGACAAACAAUUAGGAUCUAAUUCACGUGGUUUUGAAAGAAAACGAAGUCUCUCUGCUCAAGAUGAAACCUUAAAUACUUUGUUCAGUAAUUUAAGACUUACCAAUGUUAAGGGAGGUGAAUACGGAAAACACUCUUCGAUGAAAACCACAAGUACGAGUGGAACAGGGUCAUCAGGGACAAGCACACUCACAGGUAUUAAUCACACGAAUGGUGGGUCAACUGCAUCCUUGUCACCACUCCUUGUACCUGCAUCUUCGAAUCAGUCAUCUGUGGACCGAUGCAUCAUUUCAUAA